Messenger RNA from Closterium sp. NIES-67, 2697 nucleotides. The record is from the annotation of a GenBank genome assembly. Lineage: Eukaryota; Viridiplantae; Streptophyta; Zygnematophyceae; Desmidiales; Closteriaceae.
CUGGGCAUGCUACCUAAGCGCUCAGUAGCUCAAUGUGAAAGGUGCAGAGAUAUAUGAUUCAUCCUCUCAGCUAGGCUAGCUUCCGUUGCUCUGCGAAUCUCGCAUUCGUUUUCCCGGAGCUCCACUUCUUGCAGUCGCGCUACCACUCGCAUUUAGGAAACCCUAAUCACCACGACCUAGACUCUAGUCUCAGUCGGUUCAUCCAUCGACUCAUCUAUUGAAUCAUAGCAUCAAUCCUUUCCCGCCAUGGCGUCUAAAGAGGCCGACGCGCGGCUCGCGUACAUGACGAAGCGCGAGUCGGAGAUCCGCCUACCGCGCGCCACGCGCGUGAAGAACAAAACUCCCGCGCCGGUCCAAAUCACGGCCGAGCAGAUCCUCCGCGAAGCGCGCGAGCGGCAGGAGGUCGAAACGGCGGCGCCGAAGCAGAAAAUCACCGACGCGCAGGAGCUGGGGGAGUACCGGCUGCGGAAGCGGAAGGAGUUCGAGGACUUGAUUCGGCGCGUGCGGUGGAACACGAGCGUGUGGGUGAAGUACGCCACGUGGGAGGUCAGCCAGAAGGACUUCGCUCGGGCGCGAUCGGUGUGGGAGCGAGCACUGGAGGUGGACUACAGGAAUGUGUCCAUAUGGCUCAAGUAUGCGGACAUGGAGAUGCGCAACCGCUUUGUCAACCAUGCACGCAACGUGUGGGACAGGGCCGUGUCGCUGCUGCCCCGCAUCGACCAGCUGUGGUACAAGUACAUCCACAUGGAGGAGAUGCUGGGGAACGUGGCAGGGGCGCGCCAGGUGCUGGAGCGGUGGAUGAAGUGGGAGCCGGACCACCACGGGUGGUCGGCGUACAUCAAGUUCGAGCUGCGCUACGGCGAGAUCGCGCGUGCGCGUGCCGUGUUUGAGCGCUACACCAUGUGCCUGCCCACUGUGAAGUCCUGGAUCCGAUUUGCAAAGUUCGAGGUGAAGCAGGGCGAGGUCUCCAAGGCCCGGGAGGUGUACGAGCGGGCAGUUGAAAUGCUCGGCGAGGACGGGCAGAACGAGGAGCUUUUCGUUGCGUUUGCCGAGUUUGAGGAGAGAAUAUGCAAGGAAACCGAGCGCGCGAGGGCGAUCUACAAGUACGCCCUGGACCACGUCCCGAAAGCGCAGGCAGAGAGUCUGUACAAAAAAUUUGUGGUUUUCGAGAAGCAGCACGGGGACCGGGCGGGGAUUGAGGAUGUGGUGGUGGGGAAGAGACGGUUUGAGUAUGAGGAGGAGGUAAAGAGGAACCCGCGGAACUACGACGCGUGGUUUGACUACGUGCGCCUGGAGGAGAGCGUCGGGGACACGGAGCGCGUGCGCGAGGUGUAUGAGCGAGCCAUUGCGAAUGUUCCUCCUGCUGACGAGAAGCGGUUCUGGCAGCGGUACAUAUACCUCUGGAUCAACUAUGCUCUGUAUGAGGAACUAGAAGCAGGGGACGUGGAGAGAACGAGGGAGGUGUACCGGGAGUGUCUGAAGCUCAUUCCACAUGGCAAGUUCUCGUUCGCCAAGAUCUGGCUCCUCGCCGCCCAGUUUGAGAUCCGUCAGCAGCGCCUCCCUGCCGCCAGGCAGAUCCUGGGCCAUGCGAUCGGGGUGGCUCCUAAAGAUAAGAUCUUCAAGGCGUACAUCGAGAUGGAGCUGCAGCUAGGCAACAUCGACCGCUGCCGCAUGCUCUACGAGAAGUACCUCCAAUGGCAGCCCGCCAGCUGUACCGCAUGGGCCAAGUUUGCUGAGCUGGAGAGGAGCCUGGGGGAGACGGAGCGGGCGAGAGCAGUGUACGAGCUGGCGAUUGGGCAACCACUGCUGGACACGCCUGAGCUGCUGUGGAAGGUGUACAUUGACUUCGAAAUAGCGGAGGGGGAGAGCGAGCGCACGAGGCAGCUGUAUGAGAGACUGCUGGAGCGAACCAAGCACGUCAAGGUGUGGAUGAGCUACGGGCAGUUUGAGUCGCAGGUGGCGGUGGAGGAGGAGACACGGGCGGAGGAGGAGGGCAGAGAGAUGGACGACCUCAUGCUGGCAGACCAGUCCAAGGAUCGGGUGGUCAGGGCCAGAGAGGUGUAUGAGCGGGCGUUUGAGCACAUGAGGACGAACGCCGCCGACCAGAAGGAGGAGCGGGUGAUGCUGCUGGAGGCGUGGCGGGAGAUGGAGAGGGGAGCAGGCGUGAACGGAGACCCGGGAUUGGUCGAGAAGAAGAUGCCACGUCGUGUGAAGCGCAAGCGGCCAAUCACGACAGAGGAUGGCACUCCUGCUGGGUUUGAGGAGUACUAUGACUACAUCUUCCCUGACGAGGCAGCUAACCAACCUAAUCUCAAGAUUCUGGAGGCGGCUUAUAAGUGGAAGAGGCAAAAGCUCACUAUGGGGGAUGAGGAGGAAGGGCAACAAGGCGCAACUGGUGAGGAGGACAAGGGUGAAGCUGGGGGAGGAGGGUUUAUCGAGAACAAGGCUGCAGCAGAUGCAAAUGAUGACUAGCAUCCAUCUUGAAAGACUGCAUAAUUUCGCAAUCAGUUCACUCAAGUUAUCAAAACGGAUGAAGAACACUCUUGUAACAAGUAUUCUGUCUCCUAGGUUUGCCCCAUUCCAGCAGCUACCGGAAGCAGCUAAAUGUAUUUUUUUGAAAGCGUGUAGCGCUUUCUAAAAAUGUGUAUUGUGAUCAGGGCCCUAGAUUGGUUUUGAGGCUUCCUGAUCCAUCAGGAU